Mus musculus (house mouse) is the source of this 7115-nucleotide messenger RNA. It is a transcript of the gene Virma, whose product is annotated as vir like m6A methyltransferase associated. Lineage: Eukaryota; Metazoa; Chordata; Mammalia; Rodentia; Muridae. Gene Ontology annotation, cellular component: cytoplasm; nuclear body; RNA N6-methyladenosine methyltransferase complex. The record is from RefSeq and is marked validated. Bases 86 to 5671 code for a protein of 1861 amino acids. Gene Ontology annotation, biological process: mRNA processing. The transcript is spliced from 25 exons.
AGUUUUCCCCCUAGCUGGAGCCUCGGCCUGGGAGGUUGGAGAGCUGCCCCGGAAGUCAUCUCCCGGUCCCCCGCCCGCGGCAGACAUGGCGGUGGACUCGUCUAUGGAGCUGCUAUUUUUAGAUACUUUUAAACAUCCGAGCGCUGAGCAAAGUUCUCAUAUAGAUGUGGUUCGUUUUCCGUGUGUGGUUUAUAUCAAUGAAGUCCGAGUUAUACCCCCGGGAGUACGAGCCCAUAGUGGCUUACCUGACAACAGAGCAUAUGGGGAAACAUCUCCUCACACAUUUCAACUUGACUUAUUCUUCAAUAAUGUAAGCAAACCAAGUGCUCCAGUUUUUGAUAGGUUGGGAAGCCUGGAAUAUGAUGAGAAUACGUCUAUCAUCUUUAGACCAAACUCGAAGGUAAAUACUGAUGGUCUGGUACUAAGAGGCUGGUACAACUGUCUGACCCUGGCAAUAUAUGGAUCGGUAGAUAGAGUGAUAAGCCAUGACAGAGACUCUCCACCACCUCCACCUCCACCUCCACCUCCUCCCCAGCCACAGCCGACUUUGAAAAGGAAUCUAAAGCAUGCUGAUGGUGAGAAGGAAGAUCAGUUUAAUGGAAGUCCUCCAAGACCCCAGCCACGGGGACCAAGAACUCCUCCUGGACCUCCUCCACCUGAUGACGAUGAGGACGACCCUAUGUCUUUGCCAGUGUCUGGUGACAAAGAAGAGGAUGUUCCCCAUCGAGAAGAUUACUUUGAGCCCAUUUCUCCUGAUAGGAAUUCUGUCCCGCAGGAAGGUCAGUAUUCCGAUGAAGGAGAGGUAGAAGAGGAACCGCAAGAAGAGGGAGAAGAUGAUGAAGAUGAUGUGGAUGUAGAGGAAGAAGAGGAUGAAGAUGAGGAUGACUGCCAUACAGUAGAUAGUAUCCCUGAUGAUGAGGAAGAAGAUGAAGAGGAAGAAGGUGAAGAGGAUGAAGAAGGUGAAGGGGACGAUGGCUACGAGCAGAUCUCUAGUGAUGAAGAUGGAAUUGCUGACUUGGAACGUGAAACAUUCAAGUAUCCAAACUUCGAUGUUGAGUAUACUCCAGAAGACCUGGCAUCUGUCCCUCCUAUGACGUAUGACCCGUAUGACAGGGAGCUGGCACCACUCUUGUAUUUCAGCUGUCCAUACAAAACUACUUUUGAAAUUGAAAUCAGUAGAAUGAAGGAUCAAGGUCCAGAUAAAGAGAAUUCAGGGGCAGUAGAAGCCUCGGUGAAGUUAACUGAACUGCUAGACCUGUAUCAGGAAGACAGGGGUGCAAAGUGGGUGACGGCUCUAGAAGAAAUUCCAAGUCUAAUUAUAAAAGGAUUAAGCUAUUUGCAAUUGAAAAACACAGAACAAGACUCCCUUGGCCAGUUGGUAGACUGGACAAUGCAAGCUUUAAAUUUACAAGUAGCCUUUCGACAGCCCAUAGCCUUAAAUGUCCGACAGCUCAAAGCUGGGACCAAGCUAGUGACCUCAUUAGCAGAAUGUGGGGCUCCAGGAGUCACAGAAUUGCUACAAGCAGGAGUGAUCAAUGUAUUGUUUGAUCUCUUAUUUGCUGAUCAUGUCUCAUCUUCCCUUAAGUUAAAUGCUUUUAAAGCUUUGGACAGUGUCAUUAGCAUGACAGAAGGAAUGGAGGCUUUUUUAAGAAGCACCCAAAAUGAGAAAAGUGGCUAUCAAAGACUUCUGGAACUCAUACUUCUGGAUCAGACUGUGAGGGUUGUCACUGCUGGCUCAGCUAUUCUUCAAAAAUGCCAUUUCUAUGAAAUCUUGUCAGAGAUUAAAAGACUUGGUGACCACAUAGCAGAGAAGACUUCAGCUGUUCCUAACCACAGUGAGCCUGACCAGGACACAGAUGCUGUGCUGGAGAGAGCAAAUCCCGAUUAUGAGAAUGAAGUAGAAGCUUCUAUGGACAUGGAUCUUUUGGAGUCCUCAAUUAUAAGUGAAGGUGAAAUAGAAAAGCUUACUAAUCUCUUAGAGGAGGUUUUUCAUGUCAUGGAAACUGCACCUCAUACAAUGACCCAACCUCCUGUCAAGUCUUUCCCCACAAUAGCCCGGAUUACCGGGCCUCCAGAGCGGGAUGACCCGUACCCUGUCCUCUUUAGAGGGCCUGGGUUUGGUUUUCAGCACUCAAUAGUGGCUCACAGCCAUCAGCUACUCCAGUUCCAGAGGGUCCAGUGCCCUCUUCUGGCCUAUGUGGGCACUGUACACACAUGGUACAUAGACACAUGCAAGCAAAAUACUCAUGACAUAAGGUAUCUUCACAGCCAUCACUUCCUGGAGUUGGUCACCUUGCUUCUGUCGAUUCCAAUAACAAGUGCCCAUCAGGGUGUACUGCAAGCCACGAAGGAUGUUUUAAAGUUUCUUGCACAGUCACAAAAGGGCCUUCUCUUUUUUAUGUCAGAAUAUGAAGCGACAAACUUGUUGAUCCGAGCUCUGUGCCACCUUUAUGAUCAAGACGAAGAGGAAGGCCUUCAGUCUGAUGGGGCUGAUGAUGCCUUUGCCUUGUGGCUGCAGGACUCAACUCAGACUCUGCAGUGCAUCACAGAGCUGUUCAGCCAUUUCCAGCGGUGUACAGCCAGUGAAGAAACUGACCAUUCUGAUCUCCUGGGCACCCUCCACAAUCUUUACUUGAUUACUUUUAACCCUGUGGGAAGAUCAGCUGUUGGCCAUGUUUUCAGCCUUGACAAAAACCUUCAAAGUCUCAUUACUCUAAUGGAGUACUAUUCCAAAGAAGCCCUAGGCGAUUCCAAGUCUAAGAAGUCAGUAGCUUAUAAUUACGCAUGCGUACUCACGCUGGUGGUGGCUCAGUCUUCCAGCGGUGUCCAGAUGUUAGAACAGCACGCAGCAUCGCUCUUGAAGCUCUGCAAAGCAGAUGAAAAUAAUGCGAAAUUGCAAGAACUUGGCAAAUGGCUUGAACCUCUGAAAAACCUCAGAUUUGAAAUUAACUGCAUCCCAAAUCUAAUUGAAUAUGUUAAACAGAAUAUUGAUAACUUGAUGACUGCAGAAGGAGUUGGCCUUACCACUGCCUUACGUGUUCUCUGUAAUGUGGCAUGUCCACCACCUCCCGUAGAAGGUCAGCAGAAAGACCUGAAAUGGAACCUUGCUGUUAUUCAGCUUUUUUCUGCUGAAGGAAUGGACACCUUUAUUCGGGUUCUGCAAAAACUGAACAGUAUUUUGACGCAGCCUUGGAGGCUCCAUGUGAACAUGGGGACUACCCUGCACAGAGUCACUACCAUUUCAAUGGCUCGCUGCACGCUCACUCUGCUUAAAACUAUGCUGACAGAGCUCCUGCGAGGCGGAUCCUUUGAGUUUAAGGACAUGCGUGUUCCUUCAGCACUUGUUACUUUACACAUGCUCCUGUGCUCUAUCCCUCUCUCAGGUCGUUUGGAUAGUGAUGAGCAGAAAAUUCAGAAUGAUAUCAUAGAUAUCUUACUGACUUUUACACAAGGAGUCAAUGAGAAGCUCACGAUCUCGGAAGAGACUCUGGCCAAUAAUACUUGGUCUUUAAUGUUAAAGGAAGUUCUCUCUUCCAUCUUGAAGGUUCCGGAAGGCUUCUUCUCAGGACUCAUACUCCUUUCAGAGCUGCUGCCUCUUCCCUUGCCCAUGCAGACCACGCAGGUUAUUGAGCCACAUGAUAUAUCAGUGGCACUCAACACCCGAAAAUUGUGGAGCAUGCACCUUCAUGUUCAAGCAAAGUUGCUCCAAGAAAUAGUUCGUUCUUUCUCUGGCACAACCUGCCAGCCCAUUCAACAUAUGUUACGGCGUAUUUGUGUUCAAUUGUGUGACCUUGCCUCUCCAACUGCUCUUCUGAUCAUGAGAACUGUGUUGGAUUUGAUUGUAGAAGACUUGCAAAGCACUUCAGAAGAUAAAGAAAAACAGUAUACUAGCCAAACCACCAGGUUGCUUGCUCUUCUCGAUGCCCUGGCUUCACACAAAGCUUGUAAAUUAGCUAUUUUGCAUCUAAUUAAUGGAACUAUUAAAGGCGAUGAAAGAUAUGCAGAGAUCUUCCAGGAUCUUUUAGCUUUGGUGCGCUCUCCUGGGGACAGUGUUACUCGCCAGCAGUGCGUGGAGUAUGUCACAUCCAUUUUGCAGUCUCUCUGUGACCAGGACAUUGCACUCAUUUUGCCAAGCCCUUCUGAAGGUCCUGCCUCUGAGCUUGAACAGCUCUCUAACUCCCUACCAAGUAAAGAGCUGAUGACUGCAAUCUGCGACUGUCUGCUGGCAACUCUAGCCAACUCUGAAAGCAGUUACAACUGUCUGCUGACAUGUGUCCGUACAAUGAUGUUUCUUGCAGAGCACGAUUAUGGAUUGUUUCACCUGAAAAGCUCUUUAAGGAAGAACAGUAGUGCUCUGCAUAGUUUGCUGAAGCGAGUGGUCAGCACAUUCAGUAAGGACACCGGUGAGCUUGCAUCGGCGUCUCUGGACUUCAUGAGACAGAUCCUCAAUGCUGAUGCUAUGGGCUGUUGUGGAGACGAUAGUGGUCUCAUGGAGGUAGAGGGCGCUCACCCACCCCGGACGAUGAGUCUUAACGCUGCAGAGUUAAAACAGCUCCUACAGAGCAAAGAAGAGAGUCCAGAGAGUCUGUUCCUUGAACUAGAGAAGCUUGUUUUGGAACAUUCUAAAGAUGAUGACAGUCUGGAGUCUUUGCUGGAUAAUGUAAUUGGACUGAAGCAGAUGCUGGAGUCAUCUGGUGAGCCUUUGCCUCUCAGUGACCAAGAUGUAGAGCCAGUACUGUCAGCUCCAGAGUCUCUCCAGAAUUUAUUUAACAACAGGACUGCAUAUGUGUUGGCUGAUGUCAUGGAUGAUCAGUUGAAAUCUAUGUGGUUUACUCCAUUUCAGGCUGAAGAGAUCGAUACAGACUUGGAUUUGGUAAAGGUUGACUUAAUUGAGCUUUCAGAAAAGUGCUGCAGUGAUUUUGAUUUGCAUUCAGAACUAGAGCGCUCGUUUCUGUCAGAACCAUCAUCUCCAGGAAGAUCCAAGACUACUAAGGGAUUUAAACUCGGGAAGCAUAAGCAUGAGACAUUCAUAACUUCAAGUGGAAAAUCUGAAUACAUUGAACCUGCCAAACGAGCUCAUGUUGUGCCGCCACCUAGAGGCCGGGGCCGGGGAGGAUUUGGACAGGGCAUACGGCCCCAUGAUAUUUUCCGUCAGAGAAAGCAGAACACGAGCAGGCCGCCAUCUAUGCACGUGGAUGACUUUGUUGCAGCUGAAAGUAAAGAAGUGGUCCCUCAAGAUGGAAUACCCCCACCAAAACGGCCACUCAAAGUCUCACAAAAGAUUUCCUCUCGUGGUGGAUUUUCAGGCAACCGAGGAGGACGGGGUGCUUUUCAUAGUCAGAACAGGUUUUUCACACCGCCUGCUUCGAAAGGAAACUACAGUCGUCGGGAAGGAACAAGAGGCUCGAGUUGGAGUGCUCAGAACACUCCUCGAGGAAAUUAUAAUGAAAGCCGAGGGGGCCAGAGCAACUUUAACAGGGGUCCUCUUCCACCAUUACGGCCGCUUAGUUCUACGGGUUACCGCCCUAGUCCCCGGGAUCGAGCUUCUAGAGGCCGCGGGGGCCUGGGACCGUCCUGGGCUAGUACAAAUAGCGGCAGUGGAGGCUCGAGAGGAAAGUUUGUUAGUGGAGGCAGUGGUAGAGGCCGUCAUGUACGGUCCUUUACUCGAUAGAUGUGUUCUUGGCAACACCCCAAGUAAAUGCACAUUUCAUGAGGACAAAAACAAACAGACCUUGAAGGACCAAUUUAGACUUAACAGUUAUAUCUGGAUACAUCUGAGAGAAUAUUUUUAUCUGAAGAAAGCAGAUUUUGUUUGAUACUUAAUGAGAUUUCAAUAAAAAUCCAAACUUUGUACGUAUGUUUGUAUAUAUUUUUCCCAUUUUAUAUGGUAUUUAUUUAGAAAGUUUCUAGGUAGAAAGAAAAAAACAAUGAUUUUUUUUUUUUGUAUUUCUCUUGCUUAUACUAUAGAUAUUUCCAAACUUUCUUAGCCUGUGACACCCUUUAGUGUGUCUCGGGAAUUUUUUCACAGUAUCCCUAGGCCAAAAACAAACUUGAUACUUUUGUUUAUUGAACAGUUAGGGUCCAAGCAACUGAAGACUUUCCACCAUCAUCACCACUAGUAACUGGACACCGCUCAAGGCCUCACUCACCCUUGGAAACAGCAGCCUUCCCUGUCCGGGUUUCCUGAGCAGUACUGUUUAUCAAACUGCUGAAUGGUCGUUACAAAUGUGUGCUGUCCUGGAAAGUCACCCAGUGUUACCCAGUGCUGAAAAUGGGAACUACCUCAAUUCAUAGUUUGUGUGGUGCCCAGCAGAUGUCGCUGUUUCCUCAGAAGUUUAAAACACUCAUGCUAAUUUACUAAGGUGCCCACCACACAAUUUAGCAAUCAUUGCUGUACCAGAAGGAGCAAAAACUUCUUUAUGUUAGAAGUACAGACUUUGCUUCAAGUUCGGACCUACUGAUGCUAUUUUAUUAUAGAGUUAUUUAAAGCCUAAAAGUUGGCUUAUCUUAAUGCGGUUAUUUUGGGAAUCAGAAGCAUCUACUUUAUAUUCAGAAAUAAAACUUAUAACUUUGACCAAGGAGCCAUAUUUCCCCUAAGGUAUGUCUUAAUUCAUUGAGCCUAUAUAAAUGGCAUAAAAUAUAGAGUUCUCUUAAACAAAAAUAAGUGUAUGAGUCUCAUUCCAUCCUAACAGCCUCUAUUUUGGGGAAUCACUUGAGUGCAUUUAAUAUAUAUUUAUUAGGAAAAAAGGCCUCGAAAAGUUCAGCUUUAGAAUUGAGGGUUUAGCUUAUUGAUAGAAGUAGUUGCCUAGCAUGUGUGAUUAACUACUAGCAAUGUUUCUGAGUGUGUGUGUGUGAGCAUGCACAUGUGUACACAUACAUGUGCAUGGAAAUUUCAGAUGGAAGGAUUCUGAUGUUUAAGUACAAGGUGAUGAAAAUCUUCUUACUAUUCUGGAACAACCCAAACUCUUAGUCUGCUCAGGCUGCUAUAACAUCAUAAAAUAGACUGGAUGGCUUAUAUAAGAAGAAAAUCUCACAGUUCCAUUGGUCAGGCAGUCGGUAAAAGCAGGCUCUGGGGAGGCACUCCUUGUAGACUUUUCACAUGGGCUUUCUGUAGU